AACGAGCGGUUCUUUUUUAUCGUAAAAUGAUCUCAUUUCUUUCUUCUUUCUAUUGUUUUCUUAUUUUAUUUUUCAGUUUUUACAUCAAUAGAAACUCAUUAUAUGUCGAGCGUUUGAAAGUGAUAGAACAAAUGUGAUGUCGCGUUUCUUUCGAUUCUAUAAUGUAUUAUAGUAAUAUUCUAUGAGAGUGCAUGAUUUUAAUAAUUCGUUGAUACGGUUCACUUAACUUAAUUCUUGAAGAAUUGAUUGUACAUAAUGUUGAUAUUUAGAAACUACCGGCGCGUUUUUAUAUAUUUGUGUGCUAUUUCUUUAUUCAUUUACAGUAGUAAUGUUAUUAUUAAUAAAUGUAUCAAUAAAAGUUCUGUUAAAGAAAUAUCAUCUUUAAAUACCAAAGAACGAAAUUUAUUGUUUCCAAAAGAAUUAACAAUAAAAUUUAAGAAACAAAAUAUUUCGAGCAAGGAGUUAAAAAAUUUGUCUAUACUCGGAAAAUGGCUUCUAUCGUCCGAAAAAUCUUUACCGCUCAUAAUCGAGAAAAAAAGGAAACCUUAUAUAAUUUUAAUUUGGAGACACGGACCAUUCUUGGAAAGAAGACAUAUUAGACGUUUUACUAAUACUAAAUAUUCACCAUGGGAAAAUUGUUCGGUCACUGAUUGCUUAUUGAGUUACGAUUCGCAAGACUUGAAUAAAGCAGAUGCACUUUUAUUUCAUCUUCAUCUUACGAGAAGUGUAAAAGAUUUACCUAUUAGAACUCGUUGGGAUCAAAGGUGGAUCUUUUUAACAGACGAAUCGCCAAUGCAUACAUUUUUAUAUAAAAAUCAAAAGUUAUCAGAUUACAAUGGCUUAUUUAAUUGGUCAAUGUCAUACCGCAUGGAUAGUGACAUACCUGUACCUUAUGGUAGAACUAUUCCAAUAUCGCCAACGAAAAAUUUGUUCAAUGAUUUAACAUAUUUACGUAAUAGUUUUAUAAGAUCGAAAACUAAAUUAGUUGCAGUAAUGGCUAGCAAUUGUUCUGGCAAAAACCAAAGAUGGGAAUACAUACGCUUUCUAAAACUUUUAUUGGCUGAAGAUUUCGAUAUUUAUGGACGAUGUAGGGGAGGGCACAAGGACAUCUAUAACGGUGUAACUAUACAUUCCAUUGAAGAACCUUGUCCCAUCACAGUGUUUUCACAAUGUUUACAAGCUUCCUUAAAUAUCUGGUCGGAACAAAAGAAACGGACAAUAUGGUUUCAUGUGCAUUUGUCGCACUCCGAAUGGAUACCAAUUUUAGUACAAAAAGGCUUCAAAUUUCAUCAUGCACGAGAAGAAUAUGUUAUGCUAUAUAACUGGUUGAACAAAGAAACAGUUUGUAAUAUUCCACCUUAUGCUCAUACAAAUUUAGGUGUAGGAGCAUUUGUUUAUAAUGAAAAAACUUCAGAAAUUUUAGUUGUGAAGGAAAAAAAUUACAUAGGAAAUCAGUUUUGGAAACUACCAGGUGGUUAUGUCGAGCCAGGAGAAAAUAUAGAUGAAGCUGCACAAAGGGAAGUGUUAGAAGAAACAGGUGUUCAAACAGUGUUCAAAUGUCUUGUAACUUUUAGACAUGCACAUAAUGCUGCUUUCAAUUGUUCAGAUAUAUAUAUGGUAGCUUACUUAACGCCUAAUACUUUUGACAUUAUAAAGUGUCAAGUAGAGAUUACUGAAUGUCGAUGGAUAAAGAUUGAUGAGUUUUUACAACAUCCAGAAGUACAUGAAACUAAUCGUAUAUUUGCUAAAAAAAUGAUCGAAUUUUUGAAGAAUCCCAUAGGGAUAACUGCAGAACAUGGAACGCAUCCAAUUACUAAAAAACCUAUUUGUAUAUAUAGUAUAUUAAUGAAUAAAAACAUAUGUGAAUGUAAAAAAUAAAUUAAUUAUAUAAUAUCAUGACAGAAUAAGUAAUAAAUAUUUUUAAAUUAUAAA
Vespa velutina is the source of this 1932-nucleotide messenger RNA. RefSeq lists its product as uncharacterized. The record is from RefSeq and is a predicted model, not a curated record. Lineage: Eukaryota; Metazoa; Arthropoda; Insecta; Hymenoptera; Vespidae. The coding region runs from base 256 to 1878 and encodes 540 amino acids. Gene Ontology annotation, molecular function: ADP-ribose diphosphatase activity; NAD binding; NADH pyrophosphatase activity. The transcript is spliced from 7 exons.